UGUGUGUGUUGUAGGUCUUUGUAUGUGUCCACAUACAUACCCCUACAUGCACAGCCGCCCCCCCCCCUUGUCUACGUAUUUCCGUCCGACCAGGCCCAGCGACCCUCCAGCUCCCUUCCCACUAUGCCUGGCGACGAGCGCGAGGCGGCCCAGGAGGCGCGGGGCGCGGCGGGCACCAGGUGGCUCAGACCCACGGUCAUGGCGGAGGGAGUCUUCGACAUGCUACAGGCUCGCGGGAUGGUCAUCACCGUCUACUGGAUGACCCUCCGCAGCGCCGAGCCCCUGCAGGAGGACCACGUCCGGCGGGCGCUGGUGCAUCUCUUGAGGAAGGUGCUGCCCCUGAGGACGUGUUUCCGCAGGCGAGGCGACUGCUUGUGGUUGUGCGAGAUGGACGAGGAGGCCCGUCGACUUCCAGGUGAAACGUCAUUGUUGUGUGAUACAAAUGGAUUCGUAAAUUAGCGUAUUUUUUCGUGUAGUUUUUUUUCCCUCCUGGGUUACACUUGUUAAAGGGUGUAAGCUUGUUUAGUUGUAAUUCAAAGUGAAUUGCUUGUCCCUCUGCUACGCAUUUUGUAAAUUCAUAUCCGGUUCAGUUUUGAAAUCCAGCUUCUCGCGCUGUCCUUUCGUAGUCCCUAGACAGACAGACACCAGCUGCCUUCUCCCGAAAUCUCGCUUAAAUCGGCACAUGGGAUUAAGUUGGGGUUAUGGAGAUGAGCUGAAGGAAAACUCAAGGUUGGU
This is a messenger RNA of Penaeus chinensis, 735 nucleotides long. RefSeq lists its product as uncharacterized. The coding region runs from base 124 to 459 and encodes 111 amino acids. Lineage: Eukaryota; Metazoa; Arthropoda; Malacostraca; Decapoda; Penaeidae. The transcript is spliced from 2 exons. The record is from RefSeq and is a predicted model, not a curated record.